This is a messenger RNA of Gorilla gorilla gorilla (western lowland gorilla), 1964 nucleotides long. Its product is annotated as collagen, type I, alpha 1a. NCBI's taxonomy places the organism in Eukaryota, Metazoa, Chordata, Mammalia, Primates, Hominidae. The record is from RefSeq and is a predicted model, not a curated record.
GCUCCUUGUGGGAGCCCGUGAACUUGGUGGUGUCCGUGAGCCUCGACACUGUGGGCGACGAGAUGGCUUUCUGCAAGAGGAGCAGGAGGAAGGGGCAGAUCUACCACAACUAACCCAAAGUGGGGUUUUUCAGUGUUUAAAACAAGAGAUCCUGUGGAUGAGGCUCAGCUCUGCAAAAGGCACCUGCAUUUCACCAGGGAAGCCUCUGGACAGCGCGAGAAAGCCUGCACCCAGCAGGCCAAGCAUUCCGAGGGCACUCCCAGCUGCAGAAUCCACAGUGACCAAGAGUCAGGAGACAAAUGACCCAUAAAACCCCAGCAAGCCUUUCCAGAAGUCAGUGAGCAGAGGGCCUAGAAUAGCCAAAACGAUUUCAAGAAAUAGAGUCAGAAGACUGACUACCCAACUCCAAAGCUCAUCGAGGCUUGACUGCAAAGUGGCAGCGACGUGGGCACGGGCACGCGGCCAGCCCCGCAGCCCAGGGGGAGUCUGGCUCAGCCACACGCAUGCUGCCCCUCGAUGUCUACAGGUGCAGAGGCAAGCCAGAGAGAAAGGACUGUUUCUUCCACAAGUGGAGCUGGAGCAACUGGUGAUCCCUGUGCAAAUUAAAAUGCACUUUGGUCUAUACUGCACACUAUAUACAAAACUAAAAAUAGAUGACCGUCCUAAUUAUGAAACUAAAACUUCUAGAAGAACACCAAAGAAGAUCUCUGUGACCUGCGGUUAGGCGAAGAUUUCUUAGAAAUGGCAACAAAACAUGGCCUAUAGUGGAAAAAAUGGAUGAACUGGACUUCAUCAAAACGUUCGAAACUGUGCUCUCAGAAGACACCGUUAAGGGAAUGAGAAGACAAGCCACAGACUAGGAGACAUGCCUGAGAAAGGACUUGUCUCUGAGAUACACAAAGGAACCUUAAAACUCAGCAGUAAGAAAAAAAAUCCAUGUGAAAAGACGGGCAGAAUAUUUGAAGCAGACACCACCAGAGAAGACACCUGCAUGCAGACAAGCACACGGAGAGGGCUCCGCGUGGGCCCCAUCAGGGAAGUACCGACAAGCACACGGAGAGGGCUCCGCGUGGGCCCCAUCAGGGAGUGCCAGGGAAGUGCGGACAAGCACACGGAGAGGGGUCCGCGUGGGCGCCGUCAGGGAAGUGCGGACAAGCACACGGAGAGGGGUCCACGUGGGCCCCGUCAGGGAAGUGCGGACAAGCACGCGGAGAGGGGUCCGCGUGGGCGCCCUCAGGGAAGUGCCGACAAGCACGCGGAGAGGGGGCCGCGUGGGCGCCGUCAGGGAAGUGCGGACAAGCACGCGGAGAGGGGUCCGCGUGGGCCCCGUCAGGGAAGUGCGGACAAGCACACGGAGAGGGGUCCACGUGGGCCCCGUCAGGGAAGUGCGGACAAGCACGCGGAGAGGGGUCCGCGUGGGCCCCGUCAGGGAAGUGCGGACAAGCACACGGAGAGGGGUCCACGUGGGCCCCGUCAGGGAAGUGCGGACAAGCACGCGGAGAGGGGUCCGCGUGGGCGCCCUCAGGGAAGUGCCGACAAGCACGCGGAGAGGGGGCCGCGUGGGCGCCGUCAGGGAAGUGCGGACAAGCACGCGGAGAGGGGUCCGCGUGGGCCCCGUCAGGGAAGUGCGGACAAGCACACGGAGAGGGGUCCGCGUGGGCCCCGUCAGGGAAGUGCGGACAAGCACGCGGAGAGGGGUCCGCGUGGGCCCCGUCAGGGAAGUGCGGACAAGCACACGGAGAGGGGUCCGCGUGGGCCCCGUCAGGGAAGUGCGGACAAGCACGCGGAGAGGGGUCCGCGUGGGCCCCGUCAGGGAAGUGCGGACAAGCACACGGAGUAGGGGCCGCGUGGGCGCCGUCAGGGAAGUGCCGACAAGCACACGGAGAGGGGUCCGCGUGGGCCCCAUCAGGGAAGUGCCGACAAGCACGCGGAGAGGGGGCCGCGUGGGCCCCGUCAGGGAAGUG